UGUGAGAGAGAGUAAAAUAUGGCCGAGGCCUCAGAGCUUACUUUAAGCGAUCAGAAAUCUCUCAUCUGUAACAUUUGUUUGGAUCUUUUAAACACUCCAGUGACUAUUCCCUGUGGACACAGUUUCUGUAAGGAUUGUAUUACAGCUAUAUGGGAGCAGCAGGUGGAUCAUGAAGGUUGUCCUCAGUGCAGUCAGACCUUCAGCAGAAGACCUCAUCUCAUCUCAUGUGUCAUACUGAAGGAUCUGAUAGAGAAACAGAGGAGCAGGAAACCUCAAACUGAUGCUGAAGACCAUGAUGUGAAGUGUGAUGCUUGCUCGACCAGAAGAGCAUCAAAUCCUGUCUCACCUGUCUCUCUUCUUAUUGCGCUCUUCACACUGACCAACACAAUGACCUGCACAAAGGGAAGAAACAUCAACUCAUUGAAGCUACUGAUCUACAGAGACAGAUGUGUCCUCAACAUGGGAAACUGCUGGAGUUAUUCUGUCGUACUGAUCGUCAGUGCAUCUGUCUGCUUUGUGUAGUGGAUGAACACAAGAACCACGACAUCAUCUCAGCAUCUGAUGAAAGAUCAGAGAAACAGGGAAAGUUAAUGGAGACACUUGUGAAGUUUCUACAGAAAGUCCAGGACAAAGAGAAUAAAGUUAAAGAGCUAAAAAAUACUGAAGAGUCUAUAAGACGUUCAGCGCAGACGGCAGGAGCAGAAUGUGAGCGAAUAUUUCCAGAGAUCAUUUCCUUCCUUCAGAAAACAUGCUGUCGAGUUAAAGAAGUGAUUUUAUAUAAAGAGAGCCUUUGUCUCAAGAACAUUAAUGGACUUCAGGUGAAAGUACAACAGGAGAUAGCUGAUAUGAAGAUGAAGAUUUCUGAGAUCAAUCAGCUUUUGUCCACUGAAGAUCACAUUUACUUCCUCCAGAAUGACCCAUCUCAGGGUAAAGAACUCGGAUCUAAAGAUUGUGAAGAUCCUUCCAGCAUUUCUUUACGUCAAGAUGCCCCUUUUCAGAAUGUAAAGAUGAUGAUUCCUGCAAUGCGAAAGCGUUUGAUGGAUGUAAGUAAGGAGAUGGAGAUCAAGAUAUCUCAGAGUUUUCAUCCAGCCUCUGCUGGUGGAUACAAAGCUUUGCAUGAUAAUAGACCCAGCUCCACACAAAGAUGUUUCCAGUCUGGCCAGAUUGAUGUGUUUCAAUUUGGAGAACCAAUGAGAAAAUUUAGCUUCAGUCCUGACCUUUCAUCUGUACCAAGCCAGAGCCAAACAUCUUUUAAAACAGAUAAUAAAAAAGAAAAGUCUUGUGUGAAUGGUUCGUUCUUUAAGCCAGUGGUGCCAUUACCUGACCUUGUUGUGGUCACAACAGGAGAAGAGAAUGAGCGAGUCCUUUUCAGGCACCGGGCCAAACUGUACUGCUUUGAUAAAGAAUUAUGUAUGUGGAAGGAAAGAGGUGUAGGAGAUCUGAAAAUACUUCAGAAUUAUGAAACCAAACACACAAGACUUGUGAUGAGACGAUUACAGAUCCUUAAAUUAUGUGCAAACCAUUACAUUACUUCAGACAUGAAGCUCGAGCCAUUAAAAGAGAGCGGGAGAGGGUGGGUAUGGAUGGCCUAUGAUUUUGCUGAAGACGUGGGAAUGGUCAAACUGUUUGCCGUGCGGUUUAGGCUUCAGGAGACUGAAGACACUUUUAAAGAAAUCUUUGAAGAUGCAAAAGAUGCCCAGGAAACAAAAAGCACGUUUUCAUGAAAAAAAAAGUGGUGAAGUUGAUAGGACACUGAAGCGGCAUUCGUUUCUCUUCUCAGGUGUAAACAGACAAAAUAAAUUGCCUUAUAUACAAACAGACACAUAGAAAGAGACAAGAUUCUUCUUAAGAUGUGUCAACCAAACUAUUACAGAAAUUACUGAAAUCUAAAAUAUUGCUAUUCAUCUUGUUUGCCUUCAUACACCUGUUUACACAUUGAAUAUGAUCAAUAGUCACAGAGUUCACAGAGAAACAGAUCUAUCUAGACAUUGACCCAUGUAUAAUAUUUAGAUGCAGUGAUUAUACCAACAACCAGCAAAUAAAGUUCAUCUGGGAACAGAAUUAACUUUAUAUGAGUUAGAUGUAGGAUUAUUAAAAUCAAACAGCAGUUCUUCAUCAGACCUUUCCUCAACAAACAUAACUGAUGUAUUUGUCUUAUUUUAUAUCAUUAAAGAAAAUCAGGCACUAAUGAGGGAAACGUUUUAUUUUAUUUUUAAUGUUUCUUUUUAAUUGAACUAUUAUAAACAUCUGAUCCUGGUUUUUUUCUGUUUGAUAUUUUUUCUCAUUCUUCGUACAUUUGAAGCACUAUAGCAUUUUGCUAUACAUUUUUUUAUGUUCAAUUUUUUGUUAUGCAGCAUUUAGGACAGAUAGUGGUAUGUGGAAAAAUUAUGCCUUUAUUCAUGAAAUUUGAAUGUAGCAUUUUUUACAUUUUGGUUACUGAAAUGUUUUGUUUUUAAUUACUGCUUGUGCUUUGAAGAAUGAUUGUGAAAAACAAGCCUGGUGAAUUUGCUUGUAAAUAAUGUU
Paramisgurnus dabryanus is the source of this 2523-nucleotide messenger RNA. RefSeq lists its product as uncharacterized. The record is from RefSeq and is a predicted model, not a curated record. Gene Ontology annotation, biological process: intracellular transport. Gene Ontology annotation, molecular function: zinc ion binding; GTPase activator activity. Gene Ontology annotation, cellular component: cytoplasm; nuclear pore. NCBI's taxonomy places the organism in Eukaryota, Metazoa, Chordata, Actinopteri, Cypriniformes, Cobitidae.